This is a messenger RNA of Colletotrichum karsti, 1080 nucleotides long. RefSeq names its product translation factor. Gene Ontology annotation, biological process: nuclear-transcribed mRNA catabolic process, non-stop decay; nonfunctional rRNA decay; RNA surveillance. The record is from RefSeq and is a predicted model, not a curated record. The coding region runs from base 1 to 1080 and encodes 359 amino acids. The transcript has a single exon. Gene Ontology annotation, cellular component: cytoplasm. NCBI's taxonomy places the organism in Eukaryota, Fungi, Ascomycota, Sordariomycetes, Glomerellales, Glomerellaceae.
AUGGCACACGCCGUGAGAAAGGUCGUCCAAGAGACCAAAACCGGUAGCACAAUUUCCGAGCGAGUCCACACCAUGCUGGUCAUCCAAGUCAAAAGCACGUUUUUCGACCCCAUCGUCGGCCAGCUCCAAGUCAGCGGCAUCGUCAAGUCCGAGAACGCAUACGUCAGUCUCGGCCAACAUCACACACUCGAUCUCGAGAUCUCGCGCCCAUUCACAAUAAGCAAGCCCGAGGGCUGGGACACAGUCGCCAAGGAGACGUUAUCCGAGAGUCUGUCUGACGACAAGGACGGCGCCAUGGCCGCCGUUGUCAUGCAAGAGGGCAUCGCCAACAUCUGCAUCAUCAGCCAGUUCCGCACCGUCGUCAAGCAGCGCAUCGAGAGCAUCAUUCCCAAGAAGCGCAGCGCCGCCUCCGAGACGUCCCAGGGUAUGAAGCGCUUCUUCGAAAAGACCCUGACCGCCCUCCUCCGAACCGUCAAUUUCGACCAGCCGAGACCGCUGCUUCUUGCCAGCCCGGGAUUCAUCGCCGCCGACUUCAAGAAGUACAUCGCAGAUGAAGGGAGAGACAAGUCCGACAAGAAGCUGAUGGGCAUCGCCAAGGAGUCCACCGUCAUCCACACAAAUUCCGGCCACGUCCACAGCCUCAACGAGGUUCUCAAGAGCCCCGAGGUGGGCACCAAGCUGAAGGAUUUCAAGUUUACAAAGGAGACGAGAUUGAUGGAUCAGUUCUUCGAGAGAUUACGCUUGGAGGACGGGCGCGCAUGGUACGGAGCUUCGGCGGUUGCCAAGGCCGUCAGCGAGGGCGCCAUUGGCCCCGGCGGAGGUGUCCUCAUCAUGAACAACUCCCUGUUCCGCAGCUCCGACAUCCCGACGAGGAAAAAGUACGUGGGAUUGGUAGACAAGGUCAAGGCCGACGGUGGCGAGGUUAGGAUCCUCAGCAGCGACCACGAGAGCGGCCAACGACUCGACAUGUUGGGCAGCAUUGCCGCCAUACUGUCGUACCCAAUUCACGAUCUAGACGACGAUGAGAACGAGGCUGGUGCAACAGAAGGCGGAAACGAUGGCGAGGAGACUAUCAUAUGA